AUGACAAAUCAUUGGGUUGUUGGUCGUUCACCUUGUCGUGGACAUGCGAGCAAUGGAACUGAUGGUUGCUUCAAGGUAUUGACUUGGAACCACAACGGGAUCAAGGGGAAGCAAUUCUUGCCCAGAGAAAAGGUUGCCGCAACUCGUUGGCUGAUCACCAGAGCUGGACCAGAUGCCAAAAAGGGUAUUCACACAAAGUGGUGGGAGAAGGACAUGGAGAACAACAUGAAGAAUAUCAAAUCACAAGAAGAUUUUGAUGAACAGCUUCUGAAGGCUGGAGAUAAGCUCACAUUGGCGCACUUCUUUUCACCUAACUGUAGAGCUUGUAAGGCCCUACACUCUAAGGUACAUCAAUUUGCCAGGAUGCAUCCAGGACUGCAAUUUGUUAUGAUAAACUAUAAUGAACAGACUGAGAUCUGUAAGAGGCUCAAUGUCCAUGUCUUGCCAUUGUUCCGCUUUUACAGAGGUGCUGAAGGUCAAAUAUGUAGCUUCAGCUGCACUAUUUCAACCACUGAGUCUUGCGGCACAAAAGGGCUUGGAGCCAUGGAGGAAUCUGAAUACAAGAGCGUUGCCCCACAUACUGAUGUUCCAAAUGCAAGUGAUGCUUCACCAAACAUGGAUACAGAUGACGGACCUGUUGGACCUAACAAUGAAUAA
Molecule: messenger RNA, 657 nt
Organism: Panicum virgatum (switchgrass)
Lineage: Eukaryota; Viridiplantae; Streptophyta; Magnoliopsida; Poales; Poaceae
Product: thioredoxin-like 1-1, chloroplastic
Exons: 4
Coding region: 1-657 (218 amino acids)
Biological process (GO): cell redox homeostasis
Source: RefSeq, a predicted model, not a curated record